Messenger RNA from Syngnathus typhle (broad-nosed pipefish), 3451 nucleotides. It is a transcript of the gene stbd1, whose product is annotated as starch binding domain 1. Lineage: Eukaryota; Metazoa; Chordata; Actinopteri; Syngnathiformes; Syngnathidae. Gene Ontology annotation, molecular function: starch binding. Bases 142 to 2787 code for a protein of 881 amino acids. Gene Ontology annotation, cellular component: membrane. The record is from RefSeq and is a predicted model, not a curated record. The transcript is spliced from 3 exons.
GGUGCAUGCCCACGCCACGCGCCCAUCGUGCACGCUGCACAAAUCCCGCAGCAAUCGCAAUCUGGCAGACUCGCUCGCUCGCCCACGCGAGCACGCACGCACGGACCGAUCACGUCACGCCCCAACCAUCGCUCGAGCACGAUGUCUUUUAAAGGCAGUAACGGCGUGGCCGCGGAGAGACGCGUCGAUCUGGCGUCCCUCUUCUGCAUGAUCGGGCGACACGGUCCAGCCGUGGCUCUGGCCGUGUUCGCCAUGGUGUCCGUGCUGGCGGGUUUCGUCAUCUACCGAACCGUCAGGGGGAGACGAAGGGGGAGGAAGAAGGCCACCCCAGGUGAGGGAGAGAGCACCCCCGGGGAGACCGACGAGGCGGUGACGCAAGCCGGGGGUGAACCGCAAGCGUGUGCGACUUCCACAGAUGAUGGUGAUGUGGCAAAAGAGGAAGAUGAUCCCACUGGCACUCACCUCCAAGUCAGACGCCGUGCUGCUGCCGUUGUGAAGAGCCUGUCACCAUCUGACGUCCAAGCACCGCUCAAGCAACAUGCCCCAUCGUCACAGCGAGUGGAACCUGUGCCGACAUCUUUCACGGAAGCCCGGCUGUAUUUGGAGGAGCCCAGUCAAAGUUCUGUGGCAGAAAUACAGGCGGAACCUGCCACUGUUUGCCAUUUAUAUGCAACAGAAGACUCAUUAAAGGAUGAAGAGAUUUCAGAAGUUAGCUUGAAGGAGCUUGAGUCUGGUCAGGCUCACAUCGAGCAUGAAGAAGGAUACUAUGCAGAAUGUCAAGAAGGUGAAGACGUGAGCACGAAUGAUACCACACAAGCGGAGGAAAACGAUCAGCCUUCCGCCGAGCAAGACAACGAAAUCGUGGCGGAGACUGGGACAGUGGAGCUCGGCGACGACGAGGUGAUUCACCACCAAGACGGUGCAGAUCCCAAUGAAAAUGAUCACCUCGCUGAGGAAGAAGAAAAACACAAUGAGGAGCUGGAGAAAGAAUUUGACGGCAACAUUACUUUGACCGAUGAAGCAACUGUUGCUUUUGAUGCUCAGUCACUGCAAGUGGAACAUCCAGAAAUCCAAGCUGAGCCUAAAGAGGAACAUAACCUGACAAGAAACCAAGAGAUGGACCUCAUAACCGAUGGCGGGCUUGGAGAAAGUUCCGAUAUUGUUAGCAACAGUUCAAGUGUGCCACCUAUACUUGGCGACGACACCUCUGAUCCAACAACCCCAAUUGACUCCGACAUGUCAACUAAUGAUCAAGAAGCAGAGAAAGUAGAUGUUCCAACUCUUGAAGAUGAAACGGAAAAUCUUUCUGCCACGACUGCAGAGGCCGAGGAACCUGUUGAGCCGUUACGCGAACCCUGGUCAUCUCCCGAAGCUCAAGAAAGUUUUCCAGAACUUGACAUCGAGGUAAUCCCAGAUGGUAACAAUGAAGACCCGAAUGGUGAUGACACCAAAAAAUCCACAAAGUCAAAGUUUGAAUCGGUGGGUGGCAAAGAUGAGCUCUCCCAUGAGGACAUUGAGUCUUCCUCUCAAGACCAACAAAAUGAUCAAAACCUUGAUGAAGAUUCCUUUGUCUUCGCGGCUCCUCCUCCUAUCGUGACCAAAGAUCCAACAAAUCCACCUGAGCUUCGAGUUUGCCUGCCACUCUUUGAGCCGAGCGAGCUGAGGGAUGACAACGUAAGUGGCGGGGGUGAAGAAAGUGGGAUCUCCAGCAUGGCCGUCAGUCCCGAACUGCCCGAUCCCUCAAGUAACUUUGACAUCAUCGAGAUGCCGGCGACAGAUCACGAAUCUCCAACUGAGGCGAGUCUGGAGCUUCAAGCUUGCCUUUUGCUUAACGACACAACUCCAUCAAUCUUGGAGGAAGAGGCAGAAGUUUACGAGCCUCACCCGCCUCCACUGCCUGAGCAGCUAGAUCCCUCGAGUAACUUUGACACCGUCGAGAUGCCGGCGACAGAUCACGAAUCUCCAACUGAGGCGAGUCUGGAACCUCAAGCUUGCCAUUUACUUGACGACACAACUCCAUCAGUCUUGGAGGAAGAGGCAGAAGUUUACGAGCCUCACCCGCCUCCACUGCCUGAGCAGAUAUGCAGUUGGAACGUUAAGUCAUCAGCAAAAAACAAAGACACGAUUGGCCACGUCAAUGACAACCAGAGAGAAACGGUCCCGGUCCAAAAUGAUGAAUGGGAAAGACAGGUAGAUGUGAAAGUUGUUGAAGUUUCUUGUGAGAAUGAGAAAUUGGAAAGUGCAGAAAACAAAGAGCCACAGAUGGAAAACGACGUGAAGACCGAAAUAAAUAUCAUGGAGGCAACUAUGGACCAUAACGAGUGGAUCACAGAUGGCAACCCAACGUUUCCCUGGAUGAAUCUCUCCACCCCAACUUUUGGAGGUGAGAGCCAGCAGCUUCCCACUCAAGAAACCAACUACCCAGAUUCCGAGCCUCAAUCUGUUCCUCCAGUCAAACAAACCGAUAAUUCCGAAGAAAACAGAAAAAGCCAAAAAGCAAACGUCACCUUCCGCGUCCACUACAUCACCCGUUCACCGUUCCAGAUGUUGGCCGUAACCGGGAACCGGCGGGAGCUCGGCAACUGGAAGAGCUUCGUCCCUCUGGAGGACACCAAGGAUGGAUACUGGUCGGCCGUGGUGAGCCUUCCCGCUCAGAAUCACGUGCAGUGGAAGUUUGUGGUUGUGGAAAAGGGGGAGAUGCGUCGCUGGGAGGAAUGUCGCAAUCGGCUGCUUGAUACGGGAUGUGGAGAAGACCUGCUCGUACACAAAUUGUGGGGAUACCUGUGAGAAAUGAAAUCACCGGGCCUACUAUGUUCUAUUGAAACGGUAACUAUGUGACUGUCUACAAAUAAAAUGGAUUUAGAAAUAUUAAUACGGGCCAUUUUAAAACCGGGACAGGUUACGCAAUUUUGGGAGCAUAUCGGAUAAUCAACUAAUUAUCUGUCAGGUUAACUAACGAUCGGGUUAUCGAAGAGUCUUCCUUUACCGUACGUCAUCAUAAUAGUGUCCACAGAAUAGCAGCUUUGCUAAACGUUAGCCGUUGUACUCUUGCUCAAAUGCAAUCUAUUUACGCAAUUUUUUUUCUUCUUAAAUUCGGCGAGUUGCAGUGCAAGUGCGAUGAAAUAAUUUGGAGACUGCAAAACUGUUUCUGCUGCCGGACCCACCCCGAUGUGAAAACAAGACUUUUAUACUACCGCAAUAAUCAAAGCAAUAAUUAGUGUGAAUUAAAGGCCAGAAAUUGUAAACGAGUAAAGUGUGAUGCUGCUUUUUUGACCAAACGCAUGCCUCGUCGUUGCUCGGAUCUAUACUAGUGCCUUGAUGAACAUUGAGAAAGUUUGAUAUGUGAUUUUUAAAUCUGUCUGGUCUCUUGUAAUAUUAUGCAAUCUUGUGAUGUUGUACCUUAUGUAAUUUCAUAGAUGUGAUGCGUUUAUUAAAGGCCAGUUAUUUGAAA